AAAAAUUUGAGGUUAUACCAAUCUCUUGCAUUUUACUUUGAACUUGUUUUAAGUUGUUUUUGACAAAAACUUCAACAAAAUGAAACCUAAAAUAAAUAUAUCUGAAAGUGUUGUAAAGAGACUAAAAAAUUCAAGUAACAGCUGUUGUGGAAAACUAUAUGGAAUAGCCACACAAUCUGAAAUAGUCGUUUUGGCAAUCUGUGUUGAUCAAAAUGAUGUUGAAUUUAAAAACUGCUUACCUGCAGGAAUUGAUUUUUGUGGAAUAUUUAAUAUUGCUGAUGAAGCUUCGCAUUAUGAUCCAGAAAUUAUUUCUAAUGCUGUAUUUAUUGGAGGCGUAGUAGGAAAGAAUGAUUUAAAAGUACAUAUUGAAGAAAGUGGCAAAUAUAUUUCAACCCUUUUCAAUGUUGUUCUAGAGCAACACAUUAAUAAUACAUAUUUUUAUAUUCGAACAAAAGGACAUAUACCAUUCCAAUCCGAAUUUACAAAAGAUGCUCUUAAAGAAACCUUUGAAACUUUACAUAAAACCAUUCCAUCCGAACUGGUUUUUGGCAUUUUUAAAUCAAACAUCUUCUUCUCUGCAAAUGAAAUUAAUGGAGUCGAAGAUAACAUUAGCCUAAAAGAAUUAUGUGAGGAUUCUUUUAAUAUCAACGAAGACUUCAACAAGAAGAAAGUAACUAAUGUGAAGCCUACUGUAAUAGAAUUUAACAUUUUACGAAAACUUACUACUAAUAAAUCAAGUGAACUCAUUAAGGAUCAUGCACCAAUUGGUAUAUUAGAUAAACGUAAGUUAAUUAAAUCUAAUGUUUUCAUACAUUUCCUAUUUAUUGCUUUAUUAGGUCCUACAAAGGUUGUUAAUACAACACUUGAGCUGGAUAGUCUUGCUGUCGUCAAAAAUGACAUUAAAAUUAAAAAUUUAUACAAUAUUAUGCUAGAAAGUAUUAAGAGACUAUUAAACAUACACCAAGCUAAACUAUUGAGCUUCUUAAAAAAUAGUACAUCAACAAAAAGUUUAGUACAUCAAGUUUACCACUAUUAUCCUGAUGAAUGCCAACAUUUCAUAACAGUUUUAUAUGCGAAAGAUCAAUCUGAAUCUGAUUUAAAAGCCAGUCGUCUACUUCUUCAUAAACACUUAGGACUGCAAACAAAUUCUCCUUGUUUUAGGAGAUCUAAUCAGUACAUGUUUGAGAAGAAUUUGAAUGGACCCUUAAUUAAUCCUCACGAAGGGCUUAAACCAACUCUUAAUGAGGGAGUCGUGGCAUUAGUUAAAGGAAAAUACGAAUAUUUCCAUUAUUGCCAAAACAAAAUGGAUGAUAAUGGUUGGGGUUGUGCAUACAGAUCACUGCAAACUUUGGCUUCAUGGUUCAAACUUCAAGGAUACGUUAAUAGAGAAGUUCCGACUUUCUCAGAAAUUCAACAAUGCUUAGUCGACAUUAAAGACAAACCGUCAAGUUUCGUUGGAUCCAGGCAAUGGAUAGGCUCGACUGAGGUAAACUUCGUAUUGAAUUCGUUACUGGGAAUCGAGAAUAAAAUUUUGUACGUGAGUUCCGGAGAGGACAUGCCAUCAAAGGGACCGGAACUAGUAAGCCACUUUCAGAAUCACGGGUCUCCAGUGAUGAUAGGCGGCGGUGUUUUGGCACAUACAAUAUUAGGAGUUGAUUAUAAUCAACAAACAGGCGAAAUUAAAUUUUUAAUUUUGGAUCCACACUAUACAGGCGAUGAAGAUCUGCAUACAAUACAAAGUAAAGGAUGGUGCGGUUGGAAAAAUGCAACUUUCUGGGAUAAAAAUUCUUACUACAAUAUGUGCUUACCUUUAGUACCUAGAGAGGUGUAA
Messenger RNA from Phyllotreta striolata, 1831 nucleotides. NCBI's taxonomy places the organism in Eukaryota, Metazoa, Arthropoda, Insecta, Coleoptera, Chrysomelidae. The record is from the annotation of a GenBank genome assembly.